CCGCCCCCAGCCUGUAGUCGCGCGGGGGAACCCGGAAGGUGUCCUGCAGGGGACACGUCAGAGUGCAGCACCUACUAGCACCGGACUUGGGACAAAUUUUCAAUUUGAGUGUUCUUUAAAUGAAACAUCGGUAAAGGCUUAUAUAAAGAAGAGAGACUCCAAUCAACGAUAUCAAUUAUAAUUUGGAAAAGAAUCAUGUUGUCCUUAAACAACCUGCAAAACAUCAUCUAUAACCCGACAAUCCCCUAUGUUGGCACCAUUUCCGAGCAGUUGAAGCCUGGCUCUUUGAUUGUAAUCCGUGGACAUAUUCCUAACGAUGUGGACAGGUUCCAGGUGGACCUACAGCACGGCAACAGCCUGAAGCCCAGGGCUGACGUGGCCUUCCACUUUAACCCUCGCUUCAAAAGGUCCAACUGCAUCGUUUGUAACACGAUGACUAAUGAGAAAUGGGGCUGGGAGGAGAUCACCUAUGACAUGCCCUUCAAAAAAGAGAAGUCCUUUGAGAUCGUGAUCAUGGUGCUCAAGAACAAAUUCCAGGUGGCUGUGAAUGGAAAGCACACUCUGCUGUAUGCCCACAGGAUUGGCCCAGAGAAGAUAGACACACUAGGCGUCUAUGGCAAAGUGAACAUUCACUCCAUUGGGUUCAGCUUCAGCUCGGGUUUACAGAGUAUGGAAACAUCUACCCUGGGACUGACGCAGAUAAGUAGAGAAAAUGUACAUACAUCUGGCAAGGCACAGUUGAGUCUGCCCUUUGAAGCAAGGUUGAACGCCUCCAUGGGCCCUGGACGGACGGUUGUCAUUAAGGGAGAAGUGAACACAGUUGCUAAAGGUUUUAAUGUUGACUUAAUAGCAGGAAAAUCAAGGGAUAUUGCUCUACACUUGAACCCACGCCUGAACAUGAAAGCUUUUGUAAGAAAUUCCUUUCUUCAGGAUGCCUGGGGAGAAGAGGAGAGAAAUAUUACCAGCUUCCCAUUUAGUCUUGGAAUGUACUUUGAGAUGAUAAUUUACUGUGAUGUCCGAGAAUUCAAAGUUGCGGUAAAUGGUGUGCACAGCCUGGAGUACAAACACAGAUUUAAAGAGCUAAGCAGUAUUGACACACUAGCAGUUGAUGGUGAUAUCCGUUUGCUGGAUGUAAGGAGCUGGUAGCUACCAUGACUGCCAAAAAUACUGAAAUACAAAAUGGCUUAUGUGAUACUGGCCAUGUCAAAUGCAUCUCGCUUUCACCACAUUGCUUAUGUUGUUAAAUUGAGCUCAUACAACAUCAAGUUCUACCUGGUGUGCUCAGGCCUGGCCAUUCAGUGUGGCUACCUCUACGUUCAGAGUCUGAACAAAUCUGGGGCAAUCCCAGCUUACCGCCAGUGAGGCUCUGCACACAGGGCCCCUUCCUGUAAAACCACACAACCAAUAUUUAAGUGCCUACUCUAAUGUACUAGUUAAUAGGGAUGGAAGGCAUAUUUCCUGUGUAUAUUCUCUGAGCUGGGCAUAGACAUGGCAGUGCCCAGAACCCGUGUGGUCCCUGUUUCCUGGCACUCACGUGCCCAUGAUCUCCCACUGUAGGGCCUUCCUGCUGACACUGCAUUAACCCCAUUAGGGGGCAUUUGUCAUUAAGGUCAGAAAAAUAUACUAACGGAUGGGAAACACUGCUUCCCCAGUGAUCCUUUUCAUAAUCAACAUCUUAUCGUAUCUCAUAAUAAGACUGUGUAACACUUCUUCAGCUCUUAUUGCUUUAAGCUUUAUAAAAUAAUAAAUAUGAUGCUGAACAUGGCAGAAAGACUGAGGCAACAAAACCAGAAUUAGAACAAGUAUUCUGCUCCAAGCAGAUUUCUGCUUACUGGCACUCAAGUCUGUGUGUGUGUGCCUGAGGCAAACUGUGGUAGAGAAUGGAUAAACGCAGUUUGUAAAACCUUGGGUAACCAACAUCAAGAUGAGACUUAGUGAAUGUAUAGAACAGGCACUAUAUCAAAGCAAAACCUACACAGGAGGGUAAUUGAAAAGGGUGAGUUGGUGUGAACCAGCCCUUGUCCCUUUGGGUCUGAAGACGUGUCUGUCUACAGCAGCAGUGAGGUGAGCCGCUGCUCUGAGUCAGCUUGCAUCAGCAAGGUCAGCUGCAGCACUCCGGUAACUUCUUGUUUGAUUGGAGCUAGAGAAGCUCUGGGAAAGUCUUUCCAGUCCCGACCUUGUUACAGAUUUCAAAGGUUUGGUGUGGGGAGGGGAAGGGCUAAAAGUUGAUCAGAUCGUUUUAUUAUGAAACCACAGGAUAGAAUUCUACCAGGGCUUAGGAAUACUCACAGCCAAUUCACCCAGAUACAUGUAUUCAUACAUGGGAAAUAAUACCAUCACCAUUUCUUACUUUUUGGGAAGUACCAAUGCAGCAAAUGAAGGACUUCAUUCUUUUUAUGUAAAUUUAUUAUGCUGACUCUUGAAAAACUCAAGCUAUGGAGGUGGUGGGUGGAACUGAGCACUCUGUAGGGAGGCCAGGAGGCUCCAGAAUCCCUCAGUGAUGCCUCUUCAUAAAGAAUGCAUGACGGAGCUGUUGGAGGCUGAAAGGCACUCAGUGGAACAAAAGCCCAUUCAUCUGAAAGCUUAUUUUCAUUUCUAUUUUACACAAAGUGGUCAAGACUGAUUUUGAAUAGAAUCAGUCUUAAUUCUUAGAUUCUGGUCUUAAAAAAAAAAAAAAAAAGCUGCUGGAAUUUAAGUUGUGAGAUGUUUCAUUGUAUAUUUCCACGUUUUAUCUCUAAAAUGCAAAGAGGCCUUUUUGUUUAUCAUAGUUCUGCAUUAAAAUUUUGUAUUAAAUAGAAUGAAUACUCUGUGGAAUAGUUCUUCCAUGCUGUAGAAACUGAAGGCAAACUGGUUUAAUUCGAUUUGAACUCUCAUUUGCAGCCUCGCUGAGACAGUACUAGAUAGAGAACUAUAAAACGGUACUGGCUGGUACUGCUCUCCUCCUCCCUGGGAGCUGUCGGUCAGGUGUGUUCCCAAACAGCAUGUCUCGCCUCCUCACAAACAGGAAAGAUGAACAAUGGAGACAAGCACAGCCCUGAGUCAAAGUGCAUCAAAGACUGCUCCAACUGUCAGUCUCCCCAAAGAAAAGCAAAACCCCAAAUGGCUGUCACCAGAAACUUUCUUGUUGAAAGUUGCCGCAUGUGCCAUUUUCUUGACCCAGAGCUCUACUGUGGGUGGUAGUACUCACAAUAUGUAAAGCACACACAAGGUGCUGCAAGGAACAGCAAGACCUCGUGUUUCAGAGAAGCACUAGGCCUCAGGUACUGAAAUUAAACACGCUGGUCUCAUCCAGAACACCAGCCAGGACAAAGACAAACACCAGACGUUUGUAUAAAACACCGUCCCAUUUACUCCUUAGCAACUCUGUACAAAGGGUAGGAGAGGCCACUGUGGGAGCCCAGACAGGUAGGGUUUUGUAAACAUUAAAUAUUGGCAGAUGUGAAAGUACCAAAAGUAAUAUGGCACCACACCCCCAUAUAAAAGCAUGAGAAUAACUCUGAACUCUUAACAGAGCACAGGCAGUGGGUACGCUUUCCGCUUUAGAAGUAGCUCUGCAGCGGCUCCCCCAACACGGCCUCCAGUUGUUGGAUGGUCUUCUGGCACUGAUGCUCCACUUCUUCACAUUCAUCUAACAACAAAAACCAGGAUUAGAAGCGGGCCUGCCAGCAGUCCUGCCUAAUUGCCACUGUUCCAUCGGGGCACAGGAAGCUCCCAGCAGGCUGUGACCUGAGGUGCCCCCCCACUGGCCCCCAUUCCCCACAGGCAUAUUCUUGUUCUUGGCUGCUGAAGAGGCCCAAGAAACAAGAAAGGGGCACACAUUCAAAUCCAAGCUCCAGAGGGACCUCUGUUCCAGGAAUCUCUCCCUGGUUAGACACCGGACAUCAAAGGGUGUGGUUCUGGUCAGACGCACAGCCAGUGGAUAUAAAAGUACUUCUCCUUCCUCACCAUCCCCAAUUAAUAUGAAGGGCAUUGGGUGGUAUGAUGUAGAGGCAUGCCAAUGAAGAGGUGUAUUUUUAAACCAGACCCCACCCUGCCACUUAGUGCUAUUAUCAAUGUCUUUCAGCCUUCUGAGUUUCUAGUUUCUUAGAUUCUUUUAAAAGAGGGACAGUGCGACCCAAUGUAACAGUAUGUCAACACUUAACACUGAGUACCAAAAGUAUAGCUCAUCAUUCCAGUGGACAACUGAUUAUGUCCUUAAUGGCACAGACAAUGGCUCCUGUGAAUAUCUGAAGUUAUUUCAUAAACAAUACUGUGGCCAUAUGAGCAGUACAAACACAGGGUAGAUACCACUAAUACACUGCAGGCUGCUCUCAGUGGCAGUGAGGUGACAGCUUCCUGACUUGUGCCCCAGGCACAGUAGAGAAGACAAAACUAACAAGCCUGUGGCCAUGGGAUUUACAUCACUGUUUACUAGCUUCAGACUUACCUUCCAUCAAUUCUGCUAGAAAAGGAAUGGACUCUGGAAGCAGAACAAUGUAAUUCUCUCUCAGCUUUUCAGCCACUGCUAAGACAGUAAUCAAGGCUGCGAACCGCACCUGGAAGGAACAGGCAUCAAGAAUGAGGAUGUCUCAUCUGUCCCUUGCUGCUGUUGGAGACGGCGCUCUUUAUACUGUGUGUAUUUACAUCCUCUCUGUGAUCACUUACUAUAGACCAUAGAGCCAAUGGGAGCUACUUAGAAUAAGUGGUUUUCCAACUGUGUUUUAGCACUGCAGCACUUUAAAAUGUGAAAAAAAAAUUAUUGUAUUUUCCUUUACAACCACAACAAAAAAGCAAGAGCUGAUAAGAUGGCUCAGUGGGUAAAAGGACUGCCACCAAGGCUGGUGGCUUGCGUUCCUUCCUCAGGGCCACGUACAGGGAAGGAGAGAACUGACUCUUGCAAACUUAAGGGAGUCACAAAAUGUAACUAAACUGGAGGUUGUUUGUUGGGUUGCCAGAGAUGGUACUAACCUGGUGAUGGAGUGCCUUGGCCAUCUCUGACAGCCCCUGUAUGGCCAAGACACCCACAUGGCUAGUCUCAUUUCAGCACUGAAUAAAAGUUUGGGUGUUUCUCUCCGCAUACCUUGCCUUUUAUGAGCAAUGCUAGUAGCUAUAAGGUAUUGACAGCAAGCCACUGAAACAAAACAGUCCCCUUUCUAAUGUGGAAUAAUUUUUGUAAUUAAUUAUAUUAUAUUUAAUCAAGAGCUCCUUAAUAUGCAAUCCAAAUAAACAAAAUAAAUUUGUUUCUGCAACUAUGUAAGAACCUAUAAUAGAUAGCUUUACUGUUUUCAACUCCUAAUAAAUGUAGUCAAUUUGAGUAAAUCCUA
Onychomys torridus (southern grasshopper mouse) is the source of this 5303-nucleotide messenger RNA. RefSeq names its product galectin 8 (gene Lgals8). Lineage: Eukaryota; Metazoa; Chordata; Mammalia; Rodentia; Cricetidae. The transcript is spliced from 10 exons. The coding region runs from base 196 to 1146 and encodes 316 amino acids. Gene Ontology annotation, molecular function: carbohydrate binding. The record is from RefSeq and is a predicted model, not a curated record.